Molecule: messenger RNA, 11044 nt
Organism: Gambusia affinis (western mosquitofish)
Lineage: Eukaryota; Metazoa; Chordata; Actinopteri; Cyprinodontiformes; Poeciliidae
Gene: plxnb2b
Product: plexin b2b
Exons: 38
Coding region: 2454-7994 (1846 amino acids)
Biological process (GO): regulation of GTPase activity; regulation of cell migration; regulation of cell shape
Cellular component (GO): semaphorin receptor complex
Molecular function (GO): semaphorin receptor activity; protein binding
Source: RefSeq, a predicted model, not a curated record
AAAAUCUUGGCUUAUUCAAAAAGCUUUGUCUGCAGGGAAAAUAUGAGGAAUGGAAAUAAAUAUAAGUCAAUGGAACAGUAUUUUAUAAGCACAAUCCGAUACCUGCGUUAACCUUUUUUUUUUUUUUGCAUCCAACAUUUUGACAUGAGAAUAAAAAACAUAUGUAGGAUAAUUACAGUUAUGAGAGCUCAAUUCCAAUCAGCCUCUUUAGAGUUAUGUUGGAAAGCCUUGUGUUUAUGCACACUGCUAAUUGUAAAAUUUACUGCUAUGCUUUAAUCUGUGUAGUCUAUAUAUAUUUAGCAACAUCAACAUAACUUUCAAAUUUCCCUGUACUUGACAAGACUUCAUUGGAUACACUUUGACCAGGGGACAAAGUGGAGUAAUUUGUAAUAAGCAAAGCCCCAAUUUAUCUAAACCACCUGCAAGGCAGCACUUUUAAACCUUUAAUUUUUCCUCACACAUUGGGGUUGUUCAGCUCAGAAUACAAAAUACACACAAAAACUCACCCAUAUAUACAUACAUAUAGUGCAUAAAUAAAACAAUUUCUAAUACAGUGUGUACACAACACCGACUUCUUUGUGUAGACUUUUUGUCUUGUGAAAUGUUUUGAGAUGACGUUAACCUGAACUCAAGUUAAUGUUCACACUGACCUCUCAGCAAACUUACGAAUAUAAAGCCUGCUGCUUGAUGUAGCAUUCACACUCCCACUGUGACGUAAAGACCGUUUAUCCAGCUGGAGCCAAUCACUGUUGAGCUGAAGAUAGAUAUGACAUAGACGCACAAUCAUAGUGGACUGAAAAAAGACACGUAACCAAACGCGUUUGAAGUUCCUUAGAUUUAAAAAUAUUUAGGAUUAUUUGAGGAGAUCCAAAAAAAAAAAAAAAAAAAAAAAAAAAAAAGACAGGAAAGGACUCCAGAUGUACCCACUAUUACUCUAAAUAACCUAUAAAUAAUAUUUUCCGAACAGACAAGACUUCUGAACGUGUAUAAGGGAGCUUCUGGUCAGGAAAGAACCAGAAGGACAACACCCAGUGCAACAUAGAUUGUAAAUUUAGCUUGCUCAUCCACUGUACACACGGUAAAAGGUUAAAGUUCACUUUCUAUCCGAUUCAAACAAGGUUUGUCCAAAACAUAUAGAUUAACGCGAUCUCUCAAACAGUUCUAAUUUGUCACACCAGAUAUGUAUUUGUCGUGAAUAUCGUUCGCAUUUCAUAAAGCUUUUACACUGGAUUGAGAAAAUAAAAUAAUAUAACAGCGUACCGGACACUGGCAGUAGAAUUAAGUAGGAGCUAUUACUUUUCAUAAUGAAUACUAGGCUUUAUUGCUUGGAGUGACCUGGAAACGCCCCCACAGAAAGCUGAAUCCGGUGCAGCACUUUGGGAGCCACAGCGCGGGGCUUGCCUGCCUCCGUACCGCUGCCUUUCCCUAUCCGCGGAAGUAUUUUCUAUGUGCGUGUGUGUCGGCGAGCAGGAGACACAACUUGUAGCCUUCUCCUUGUUUCCUCCGCACACAGCGGCUUCGCCUUCAGCGUGCACUGGAGUAAGGGAGAGGGGGAUACUUCUUUCCCGUUGUCGCUGUCGUCUGUUCUUCCCCCUGCGCGCGCUUCUCUCCAACCCUCCCAACCAGCCUGUCCGCUUGGGUUCCUCCUCGUCCUCCCUCCGUUUUGUACGCAAACCUCCGGGGCUCCAGAACGCGAUGAGGGUCAGGACGAGUGCGUGAGAGUCACAUCCCACAGGUGUGUUGCCGCCACUGCGAACGGUGCCUCUAGGCUCUGGUCAGAGGCAAGCGCGCGCAUACCUGGAAAUUACCAUGUGACUCCGCACCUGGGCGUGGAGAAAGUCCUCUUAUUCCAACCGGAGACUCUUUUGUUGAGGAGUUGACCGCGCCGUCUCCAAACAGCAGCGACUGUUCGGUCAAACAGCGUGACCCGGGUUUUGGCUACUCUGUUUUUCCUCCCUUCCAGCGGAAUAGUGCCUUUUCCCCAGACCCACUCACAGGACGCGAGACGAGAUGUAAAACUUCCUUACGGACAUUUCUCUAAAUAAAAGUCGCCAGAUUUCGUUAGAGGGAUUCUUCACUUGGCUCUCUGGACUGUUUGCGUUUGUGGAACUACUCCGCUCUUUCACCUUCAAGAGCCCGAGCCCUUAAUGAAGCCGGGGGUCAGCGGCAGCGUGUGGCUAAUUGGCCAAGUUCGCCCGGGGCUGGGGCUACCUGUGAUUGAAGCGUCCAGUGAGCACACACUGUGCAGCCGCCGCUGCACCCUACUCUGUUCCACUCCAGCAGCCAAGACGCACCCAGCAACCCUGUCGGCCUCUUUCUACUGCAUUAAAGGUUCUGGAGGAAAGAGACUGAACAGCGUCGAGAAGAGGAAGUAGUUCUGUUACCUAGCAGAUAGCAGCUCAUCUCACCUGGGAGACUUGCUGGCAGUAGCUACCUCCAAAAUACCUGCAGAGAUGGCAAGCUGGGUCUCCCUUCUUCUCGUCCUCUUAUGCCGAUCAAUAUCACAAGCCCAGGAGGAGAGCAGCAACGCCCCCCACCCGGUUUUCAACUCUGAGACCACCAUUAAUAAUGUGGUUCAAGACCCCCAGACGGGCCGUAUUUAUCUGGGAGCCAACAACUCCAUCUACCAGCUCGGCCCUUCCCUCAAGCUGCAGGCUCGUGCCGAGACGGGCCCCAAAGAAGACUCGCCUACCUGCACACCGCCAGCGUCAGCCUGCCAGAACACGAAGCCGAUGCCCAAUCUCAACAAGCUUCUGCUAAUCCAUCCAUCUAAUCAGUCACUUAUAGCCUGUGGCAGUCGCUAUCGGGGCAUCUGCUCCCUCCUCAACCUGUCCAACGUGGAGCAGGAGAUUUACUACUGUGACAGUAAAGGAGAGAGGACUUACGUUGCUAACGUAGAGGACAAUGUCAAUGUGGUGGGAGUCAUGUCUUACUACAAAAAAGAUGGCAAAACUUUCAACGUGUUCGUCGUGGGGAAGGACUACAGAAACUCUGACAGUUCAAAACUCAUCAGCACGCGAAUCCUCGAUGAAUACAAGGAAUGGGUCGUGUUUGAGACCAUCAUUGAGGCGUCUACAAUACAGCCGCCGUUUAACAUAAAGUACUCUCAUGAUUUCAGGGACGCCUUCAAAGAGGACGGUCACAUAUAUUUUCUCUUGUCUCGAACUGAUGGUGUGGAUACCAAAAACCUGACCUUCGUGUCCCGUCUCUGCGAAGACGACCAACAUUACUACUCCUACACAGAGCUUCAGCUAAAAUGUGGAGCAGACAACCAAUACAACAAAGUCCAAGCGGCUUUUGUGGCUUCUCCUGGAAAAGAACUGGCGCGGGCCAUGACGGAGUCCACUGUGUACGGGAAGGUAAGCCCGUGGCAUAAAGUCCUCUUCAUGGUGGCAAGUUCGGACGACCUCGAUGGCGAAUCAGCUCUGUGCAUGUAUCCCAUGAACUCCAUCAAUGAGAGGCUGGUGGACAUAAUCAGCGCUUGUUACAGUGACAACGGGAAGAUUUCAGGGGUACCUGCUGUUUACAUCCCCUACUCUUCGAAAGCUGGAGAAUUUUGCACAUCUAACAUUGGGAAAGACUUGUUGGAGACCUUCAAGUGUGGUGCAGACUUUUUGCCAUCCCCUCUGGCGAGCCGGCCAAAAUUUGCCUUAACGGCCAGUGCAGCGUGGACCUCUACAAGCCUUCUGACCGCUGUGGCUGUUGCCGUGGAGAACGAUCACACCAUUGCUUUCUUGGGCAACAACAAGGGAGAGGUCUUCAAGGUACAUCUCACAGCGGCAGCGGAUGAGUACGGUAAGGUUCCUGGUGACAACCUCGGGGAGAAGGUCAACAAGAACCUCUUCUUUGACCUCCCUCACAGCCACCUCUACAUCACCACAGAGAAAAAGAUCACCAAGGUGCCGGUGCAGACGUGCCUCCAAAAGACAGACUGCAAAUCAUGCGUGGAGCUGAGGGAUCCUUACUGUGGCUGGUGCGUCCUGGAGGGCAGGUGCACCAGGAGGUCUGAAUGCCGCCGGGCGGAGGAGAGGAACGGCUGGCUGUGGAGCCCCGGGCAGCAAUGUCUCAAGAUUUUAUCCUUCUACCCGCCGAACCUUUCCAACAAAAAAACCGACAAGAUCCAGAUCAACAUCCCGUCACUCCCUUCUAUCGGACCCUCCGACCGUCUGAAGUGUAACGUCGGAUCGUUCCGGAGUGAAGGCGUCAUGCUGGACUCCAGCCAGGUCUCCUGUGAUCUGCCACAGCCUUCGGAUAUCCCGAAAACUCCCGAGAAUCAAGAUUUUGUAGCCGUCUCAGUGAGGAUUUUCGUCAACGAGACCGUGGAGCUGGCUGAGAGGGAGUUCAAGUUCUACAACUGUGCAGCCACUGUGAGGAAAUCAGAAAACACGCCGUGCAUGGCAUGCGUGACAAGUCUGUGGGGCUGCCAGUGGAAUACGCGUCACCACACAUGUAGUGACAAAGACGACAGCAUAGUGGGCCCAGACAUCAUUGGACACCGUAAGGGAUUGGAGUGUCCUCAGUUUGAGAAUCCAGAUCCAGUUCUGAUCCCAGUGGGCUACGAGACCAGCAUCAGUUUUGAAGGGAUCAACUUGGAUAACUACGAGGAUCACGUUUUCACCAUCGGCACUGAACUGAUGAAAAACACGGAGGAAGUGGUCAGGAAAGAGAGCGGUCGUUUCUACAGUUUUAACGGCUUCAGUUUCUCCUACGAUAAGUCACCGGAGACCAGCGUCCUGUUUUACAUGAAGGACAAGAGGACUGGGAACAAGAUGGACAGCACUCUAAACGUCACCCUGUACAACUGCUCCGUGGGGAGGGAGGACUGUAGCCUCUGCAAGUUCGCCGACUCGAAGUACGACUGUGUGUGGUGCAGCAAGCAGAAGGCGUGUGUGUUCAAUAAGCUCUGUAGCGAUUCCCAAAACACAGAGUGCCCCAACCCUGAGAUCACCAACAUCGUCCCUCUUUUUGGGCCCCUGAAAGGAGGCAUCUCUAUCACCAUCCACGGAUCCAACCUUGGUAUUUACAAGGAGGACAUUAAAAACAUCACAGUAGCCGGAGAGCCCUGCAUACAUCAGGCGGAAAAGUAUUCUGUCUCCACCAGUGUGGUGUGUGAGAUUGGACGUAUAGGUCCUGGUAAAAGCCUCUCGGGUCCAGUGGAGAUUUGGGUGAAUGGGGGAAAGAGAGGAAAGUCCCGCAUCAACUUCACCUACAGGGACCCAGUGCUGCAAGGUGUGAACCCUUCCAGAGGUCCUAAAGCAGGGGGCACGAACAUUACAUUAAAAGGGCUGUUUCUGGAGACCAGCAGCAAGGAGGAUGUCCAGGUUAAAGUUGGAGACGUGAACUGUGCUGUGAAGGAAUUCGGGGAAAAGAUUGUCUGCAAGACAGGUGAAUAUCAACAGGAGAAGUUGCCUCUGGAGAAGCUCCCCGUCACAAUUUACUACGGAAAGUCAACCACAACGUCCGUCCAAGGUGCCUUCCAGUAUGUGGAAAACCCAACAGUGUCGGACCAUCAUCCCACAGGAAGCUUUGUCUGUGGUGGGAGGAACAUUGUGGUCACAGGCUCCGGUUUUGAUCUGAUCCAGACCGCUGUGAUGAGGGUCCAGGGAGACAACUCAUCAUCUGUCGAGGAGGCCCACGAGAAGAACGACACGGUCAUCCAGUUUCGCUCUCCGACGGUGAGCGGCUCUCAGAGCCAGGACUUCAGAACCUUCAUCCAGCUGGACAACUGGGUGAAGGAGCUCAAGUCCUUCAAAUACUACGCCAACCCCGUCUUCGAGAACAUGACCAAGAAGGUCAUCACCGAGUCCAGCAUCAUCGUCGUCAAGGGUCGAGGUUUCUCCAGGGCGAUGACCGCCAAGGAAGCCCAAGCGUUUGUGGGGGACGUUCAGUGUCAAGUCAACACGCUUCAGGACGACAAGCUGUUCCUGGACCCACCUUCCAGUAAGCCCCAGGCCCGCUCCAGACGGCAGCGCCGAGACACCCGCCCUGAGCUGCUGGACCUGAUGAUCAAGUUUGGAAAGGGAGAGUGGGUAAUCGGCUCGGUGGAGUAUGAAAAGAAGAACGAUUUGUCUCUCUACAUAAUCAUCCCUGCAGUUAUUGUGCCCAUGCUGCUCAUCAUCAUCAUUUCAGUCUACUGCUACAGGAGAAAGAGUCAACAGGCCGAAAGAGAAUAUGAGAAAGUCAAGCAUCAGCUGGAGAACCUGGAGGAGAGCGUUAGAGACCGCUGCAAGAAGGAGUUCACAGACCUGAUGAUUGAAAUGGAAGACCACACGAACGAGUUGAGCGAGGGACGAAUCCCCUUCCUGGACUAUAAGACCUACACCGACAGGGUCUUCUUCCUGCCGUCUAAAGAUGGAGCCAAUGACGUGAUGAUCACAGGGAAGCUGGACAUCCCACAGGCCCGGAGGGCGACCGUGUCGCAGGCGCUCAACCAGUUCUCCAACCUUUUGAACUCCAAAACGUUUCUGAUUAAUUUUAUCCGCACCUUAGAGCGCAGUCACGACUUCAACGCCAGGGCCAAGGUGUACUUUGCCUCCUUGCUCACCGUGGCCCUGCACGGGAAGCUGGAGUACUACACGGACAUCAUGAGGACGUUGCUGCUGGAGCUGAUGGAGGAGUACGUCCACAGUAAGAACCCCAAGCUGAUGCUGCGCAGAUCAGAGACGGUGGUGGAAAGGAUGCUUUGUAACUGGAUGUCCAUCUGCCUUUACCAGUUUUUGAAGGACGCCGCAGGCGAGCCCUUAUACAAACUGUUCCGAGCCAUCAAGCACCAGAUUGAAAAGGGGCCUGUGGACGCCAGAGUUAAGAAAGCCAAGUACACCCUCAACGACACCGGCCUGUUGGGCGACGAUGUGGAGUAUUCUGUCCUGACCCUGCAGGUGCUGGUUCAAGGUGAGGGUCCAGAUGUGACACCCGUCAAGGUGCUGAGCUGUGACACCGUCUCGCAGGUGAAGGAGAAGAUCAUAGAGCAAGUAUACAGGAACCUGCCUUACUCCCAGAGACCCAAGGUUGACAGCGUCACUCUGGAGUGGCGUCCCGGCUCAACAGGACAGAUUUUAUCCGAUCUGGACCUGACCUCCCAGAAAGAAGGCAGAUGGAAGCGCGUCAACACUCUGGCACACUACAAUGUACGAGAUAACGCCACGUUGGUUUUAUCCAGAGCGCUUCACACACAGCAGAACUACGACCAGAACCAGGAAAACCACGAAGAACGAAACGCUCUGUUGGACGACGAUAAAGUUUUCCAUCUGGUGAGGCCGCAGGACGAGCUGGAUGAGAUCAAAUCCAAACGAGGGAGCAUAAAGGACAAGUCGAUGACCAAAGCCAUUACAGAGAUCUACCUGACCCGACUUUUGUCUGUAAAGGGAACGCUGCAGCAGUUUGUGGACGACUUCUUCCGCAGCGUGCUGUGCUCCGGGGCAGUGGUCCCACCAGCUGUCAAAUAUUUUUUUGACUUCCUGGAUGAACAAGCGCUAAAACACAACAACGUUGAUGAGGAGACCAUCCACAUCUGGAAGACUAAUAGCCUGCCGCUGAGAUUCUGGGUGAACAUCCUCAAGAAUCCCCACUUCAUCUUCGACGUCCACGUGUCCGAAGUGGUGGAUGCGUCUCUGUCAGUCAUAGCCCAGACGUUCAUGGACGCUUGCACCAAGAGCGAGCACAAACUCAGCCGGGACUCUCCAAGUAACAAACUACUCUAUGCAAAGGAGAUCUCCACCUAUAAGAAGAUGGUGGAUGACUACUACAAGGGCAUCAGGCAGAUGGUCCCUGUCAGUGAUCAGGACAUGAACACUCAUUUGGCGGAAGUGUCACGGUCUCACACCGACAAACUGAACACCCAAGUGGCUCUCCAUCAGCUUUACCAGUACGCCAGCAAAUACUACGACGGGAUCAUCGCAUCCCUGGAUGAGGACCCGGCCGCUCAGAGUAAACAGCUGACCCUGCGGCUGCAGCAGAUUGCGGCCGCCCUGGAAAACAAAAUGACUGAUCUCUAACCCACCGAGAGGAGGGACUAAAGUCAAGACAUAGAGGGAGAUCGCCAGUGACUACAGGGGCUUAGUUCUUUUUCUCCUUUUUUUUUUUCAGAGCAUAAAGUAUGGAAAUGCAAAAAAUGUGAGCGGGAUUGGGGGGGGGGACUCAUUUUGAUGUGUGCUUCCCCAGAGCGUGUAUUUUUUAUUAUUUUUUUUUCUGGUUCUGUGGAGUAAAGCAAGACUAAUUAAUUGCACACAGACAUCCAAAAAAUAAAAAAUAAAAAAAGAAAGAUUGGGGGGAAAAUGAUGGGUUCUGCUGUCAUAGGUACGCCUUAAAUCUCACUUGCCAAACCUUAAAGGUCUGAGCCCUUACUCAUGCUCCACUGAAUAUUGCUCCCAGGACGCAGUAUGAGAAAAGCCUCUGUGAGAAUUAAGCCCCACUGUGGAGCACUGGUACCGCAGAUAAUCAGAUGUUUGAAUUUCCCUUUCUCUGUAUGUGUGAAAAAAAAAGGGUUAAAGAGUUGUAUUAUAUAUUUUUUUUAUUGUGCAGUCUUUAUGCAGAAAGCUUUAUAAGAAACAACAAAAAAAAAAAUCUUUCUAAUUGGAGUCACUUUGUGGUGCGGACAGUGUUUUUAUCAGCCUGUGUGCGUAGAUGUGUGAAUGGUAGCGUGCCCGUUGUGAGCGAGCGUGGGGGUUGUGUGGGGAACAUGCGUGCGCACACAGGAUGCCUAGGCGCGAGGGCGAAGCGACGCCUGCGUUCUCUCGUUCUUAAGUCCCCACCCCGCCGGAGCCUGCGCUCUCGCCGAGCUUUACGACAGAGACCAAAGGGUCCGGACAGGGACGCCGGCUUUGUGUGACUGACGGCUUACCAGAGGUUUCGCAAACAUUUCCGUUUUUUUUUUUUUUUUUUUUUUUUAAAUUAUAUAUAUAUAUACACAGACACAGAGGUUGUUUUUUUCACGUUUUAAGCUUGAUUGCCAACUUGUGCUCAUGGAAAUCAAUAACAGCACAGCCUGUCUCCCUUUAUUGUACAGUGCCAUGAAACAUUCCACUUCAACUAAAGCACAGAGGGACAUUUCUGAGUUUUCUUUAAGACAUUUCAGUUGAUUUGUUUUGUUUUCUUCUUCUUUGGUGUAUUACUUCUUUUUUCUUUAGCUGUCAGUAAAGAGAAGCAGUUGUAUUAUGCCAUGGAACCAUGCCACUCAUAUUAGCCCUGCAAUAACGUCCGUAUACUACGAACUACAAUACAGUAGAUUCCUGAUUUUUCUUACUAAAUGUAUUUGCCAUAUCGUAGCAGUUGAGCAAUAUGUUAAAAAACAAUUCAAAAUUGAUUUAUGCAUAUUUUUUUUUUGUUUGUUUGUCUUUUUUAUUGUCGUGCCAUUUCUAUCCAUAGUAAUGUUCCAAAUAAUCAUUAAUAACUCUGCCUCUUUUGCUAUAAAAUAGCCUAAUGCUGAUGGUAACGAUCUGUCAGAGACGCAGUUGGUACUGCAGCGGCUUGUUGCGAACAAAUUGUUGUUCUUUUACAUUUUCUUUUUGUUGUUGUUGUUUCUUUAUUGAUGUCAGGGUGCUUGGGUGCAGUCGUGUAUAUAAUUGCUUAUGAUAACUGAAAUCAGUGUCAGAGUGUGGCCUGAGUCACAUCGAGGGUGUGAUAAUUCUUUGUCCAUUAAACACCGUCCCCAAAUUGUAGGUCUGACCGUCGGCAGAUCUUUUUAAUUGUCCUCGCUUCGUAUCUGACGGUGGACGCGUUUGGCCGACACGCGGCAACGAGCUCCAGAGACCCCAGAAUGUUAACGAUUCCUGCCUUGGCUAGAGUGACGUUUGCACAGACCUCAAGCCUGCCCGCCUGCCGUCUCAGCAUGGCGCUCCGGCUUCCUGACUAACAGCAUUUGGCACUGCCCACUCAGUGCGAUGCGGAGUGGCACUCUGUGUAAUGAAAUCAGCAGGGGAGGCUUUUGAUCUUAAUUGCAUGCCGACUGCAGACUCUCCAUCCUCGUCUCCGCUGUUGUUUACUGGUGACUCCGUUCUCGCUGACUAGAGUCGAUGCAAGAAGCUUCUUCUUUCAGAGCCUUUCUUUAACCAAAAAUGUGCCUUAUCGGAUAGGAUGACACCUAUAUAUUGUUUCUAAAUUAUUCUGUUGGUAACAUAGGAAUAUGAUGAUAGUACUAUAGACACAGCAAUGUACUUGGACUUGUGAUCUUAUGUGUGCUGUCUAAAAACGCUAGAUGCGCCGCUGCAGCCAUUGGCGUGCCGUUAGGCUGAGGACAUUUCAGUACGAUUUCUUUUUCCUGGCUGCAGCUUCGACGUGUGCAUUUCAUUUGGAUGUCUUUGAUGUGUGCUUACUAGGAUUUUGGUGGCAAAAACAGCUAAAAAAAAAGAAGAAAAAAAAAGAAUAAAUGUCAAAGACUAAAUGUUGAAGAAUGACCAGUUGGGUUUCCCUUGAAAAUGUCUCACAUUCCAAAAUUAGACUAAAAGGGUAUCCAUGUGUACAAUUGAACAUUGCGCAAAAAUUGUUCCAAUGGUGUUGAUUCUUUUGACCUGUGUUUCUAAGCUAUCCUACAGUGUGUACGAUAAAUGACUAUCUAUACUCGACAAUUGACUUUUCUUACUGCUGUGCAGUUAUUUUUAUUUCUCGUUUCCUAUACAUAUGAAUCUUUGUAAAACAAGUUGAAAUACUGUAUUCUAUCUGUAUACCCCUAUGCAUUGGUUCCUAUGACGAAAACAACAAAAGAGCGAAAAAAAUUGUUUGUGCUGUUGUCGAGACCUAUUUGUUUUUGUUUUUUGUUUUUUUUGUCCCUCACUCCCCAUUUUGAAACUUGUGAAUGUGCUGUAUUGACAAAAGAAACUGGGACACUCCACUUUCGGUACAGGACCAGUAAUGGAAGCCAAUGUUUUUGUUUUUUUGUUUUGUUUUCCUCCCCGUACGAGGCAGCUUCAAAUAUUCUCGAUCUUGUACCUGAUCCGGUCGUGCUGGAUGAACAUAAUUUUAAAAAGCCGUAUGUGUGGACGGAGCGGUUACCCACAUGUUUCAUCAUGUACUCCUCCGUGAAUAAACUCAGAGACAUAUAUACCCUUCA